Molecule: messenger RNA, 2811 nt
Organism: Diabrotica virgifera virgifera (western corn rootworm)
Lineage: Eukaryota; Metazoa; Arthropoda; Insecta; Coleoptera; Chrysomelidae
Product: zinc finger protein 226-like
Exons: 2
Coding region: 233-2014 (593 amino acids)
Biological process (GO): regulation of transcription by RNA polymerase II
Cellular component (GO): nucleus
Molecular function (GO): DNA-binding transcription factor activity, RNA polymerase II-specific; RNA polymerase II cis-regulatory region sequence-specific DNA binding
Source: RefSeq, a predicted model, not a curated record
ACUUCUUCUUCUUUUUCUUUUAUUAGCAUGCAACCUACUUUUUUUGACUGUUGACCAACGAACUGCCAAUGUUAACUCACUUGUCAUUUGUCAUUUAUAAUUUAAUUUAAUAUCUAAGCAUAUCAAAUCAAAGAUUGAUUUGUUUUUAAUUUAAUAAUUUAAUCAGAUUAUAAUAUUUUACAUGAUCUUUACACAUUGAAGCCAUUAUUUAAAUAAUACGUUUAAAUUUGAAAUGGAGUUAGGUAAAGAUUCUAUAAAAAGAAACCAAAACGUUUUAAUAUUUGACAAAGAUGGUGAUUCUCUAGAGAAAUCUGUUAACAUACAAAUUAAAUCAGAACUGGAAGAAUGCAAGUCUGAAAGUAAUUACACAGAGGAUUCUUUAUCAGACCCGUAUUUUUCGGACGAUAUUAAAAUAGAAGAACACACCUUACAAUGUGAAAUAAGUAGUUCAUUCCACAUCAUUAGCAAGCAAGAAGUUAAGACAGAAAUCAAAAGAGAACUGGAUGAAGAUAAUUUAGAAGUAAAUCAUGGCUGUGAAUCUCGAUUUAAAAGUAUGAAUGUGAAAGAAUUAGACUCUGACAAAGAUGUAAAAUUACAGAUAGGAGCUUCAACUGAGAUGCAUCAUGAAGAACAUUGUAGAAGUACGGAAACAUCAAAAUUAUUGUCCAUCAUUGGCAAACAAAGUUUAUGUCAGAACGAGGUUAAAACGAAAUCAGGAAGAACGUUGGUAACUCACACUGCAAAAAAGCGUUAUAAGUGCGAAAUUUGUUCUAAGCAAUUUAGUCGAGAUAGAAAUUUAAAAAAUCAUUUAAGGAUACACACUGGAAAAACGCCUUAUAAAUGUGAAAUUUGUUUUAAACAAUGUAGCCAAAUUGGACAUUUAAAAAGUCAUUUAAGGAUACACACUGGAGAAAAGCCGUACAAGUGUGAAAUUUGUUUUAAGCAAUUUGGCCGAGAUGAUACUUUGAAUCGUCAUUUGAGAAUACACACUGGGGAAAUGCCUUAUAAGUGUGACAUUUGCUCUAUCUCAUUUAGUCGAAAUGAGCUUUUGAAAAGUCAUUUAAGAAUACACACUGGAGAAAAACCUUACGAGUGUGAAAUUUGUUUUAAGCAAUUUAUUGAAGCAGGUAAAUUGAAAAGACAUUUGAGAGUGCACACUCGGGAAAUGCCUUAUAAGUGUGACAUUUGUUCUAUCUCAUUUAGUCGAAAUGAGCUUUUGAAAAGUCAUUUAAGAAUACACACUGGAGAAAAACCUUACGAGUGUGAAAUUUGUUUUAAGCAAUUUAUUGAAGCAGGUAAAUUGAAAAGACAUUUGAGAGUGCACACUCGGGAAAUGCCUUAUAAGUGUGAUAUUUGUUCUAAGCAAUUUAGCGAAGCGGGAAAUAUGAAAAGUCAUUUAAGAAUACACACUGGGGAAAAACCUUACAAGUGUGAAAUUUGUUGUAAGCAAUUUAAGCAAGCAAGCACUUUGAGAAAUCAUUUAAAAGUGCACACUCGGCAAAUGCCUUAUAAGUGUGAUAUUUGUUCUAAGCAAUUUAGCGAAGCGAGUAAUAUGAAAAGACAUUUGAGAAUACACACUGGAGAACAGCCUUAUAAGUGUGAAAUUUGUUCUAAGCAAUUUAGUGAAACAGGUAGUUUGAAAACACAUUUGAGGGUGCACACUGGGGAAAAACCUUAUAAGUGCGAAGUUUGUUCUAAGCAAUUUAGUGACACGGGACAUUUGAAACAACAUUUGAGAAUACACACUGGGGAAAUGCCUUAUAAAUGUGAAAUUUGUUUUAAACAGUUCAUUAGAAAUGAACAUUUAAAAAGUCAUUUAAGAAUACACACUGGAGAGAAGCCAUACAAUUGCGAAAUUUGUUUUAAGCAGUUUUCUCAAACAAAUAGUUUGAAAAGACAUUUGAGAAUACACACUGGGGAAAAACCUUAUAAGUGUGAAAUUUGUUCUAUCUCAUUUAGUCUAGGUGAGCGUUUGAAAAGACAUUUAAGGAUACACACUGGCGAAAAGCUUUAAAGGUGUGAAAUUUGUUCUAAGCAAUUUAGUCAGGCAUGUCAUUUGAGAAUACACACUGGGAAAAAACCUUAUAAGUGUGAAAUUUCUUCUAAGCAAUUUAGUGAAGCAGGAUCUUUGAAAAGUCAUUUCAGAAUACACACUGGGGAAAAACCUUAUAAGUGUGAAAUUUGUUCUUAGCAAUUUAGUGGAACGGGACAUUUGAAACAUUUGAAAAUACACACUGGGUAAAUGCCUUAUAAAUGUGAAAUUUGUUCUAAGCACUUCACUAGAAAUGGAUAUUUAAAAAGUCAUUUAAGGCCAUCGGUACAUAAUUCGCAAAUAUUUUACGGCUAUCCCUACUUUUUCUGUCUUUACACGGCAAAUUACGUGUAGUAAAAUCAGUAAAAUUCAAACUGGUAUGAAUAUGUAAACAUUACUAUGGUUUGUUUUUAAACCAAGAGGAGUGAUUCAAAUUUACCGCGUUUUAAUGCUUGUUUGUUAUUGGUCCAACCCAGUAGCGUACUGAUAGAUCCGCGGGCCCUGUUGGGAUGCGGGCCCCCCGCCCAAUGAAAACACCCGUUGUAUAUCAAAAGUUUUUAAAGUUAUACUUUUUUACGUUCGAGGGUGAAAUUUUAUAAUUCCCUGGCGCAUGCGCAGAGAGACAAUAUGUAGUUCGUUGCUAAUCUUUCAAAUUAUGUAUGUAUCAGCGCAAAUAAGUCAUUAAAAUAAUAUAUUAGUAUUUUUAGUAAAUGUAUUAUUAAUUAUAAUUUUUGUGUCUUUGGAUUUGUCUUCCUCGGGAAUAAAAUAUUUUAUAAUAA